AUGACAUGCCAAUCCUGUGUCAACACUAUUGAAGGAAAAAUAGGCAAAAUUCACGGUGUCCAGAAAAUUAAAGUAUCUCUUACAAACCAAGAAGCUGUUAUUGUAUAUCUGACUCCCUACAUUGAACCAGAGGUUCUCAGAAGUUGUAUUGAUGGCAUGGGAUUUACUGCUUCUUUUAAGGGCAAAUCAGAUUCCUCAAACCUUGGAAAAAUUGACAUUAAACAUCUGCAGGAUAAUUCUUCCCAACUUAAUCUACAGGUUCCCGACACCUGUCCCCCGGAAAACUAUGAAACUAUGACUCUUGCAAUUGAGGGCAUGCACUGUAAAUCUUGUGUUCACAAUAUUGAAGGAAACAUAUUGGACCUUGAUGGAGUAUUAAGUAUCAAGGUUUCUCUUGAGGACAAAAAUGGAAUUGUGUGUUAUAAACAAAAUGUUAUUACCUUGGCUGCCUUAAAGGAAGCUAUUGAAGCACUUCCUCCUGGUAAAUUUAAGGUUACACUGCCAGUAGGAGUAGAACAGAGGCUUGUAUCAAAAAGUAAAUCUAACUUUGGACCAUCAACUAAAUGCCAACGAAUGAUCGCAAACACUGCAUUGAUAAGCAUUGGUGGAAUGACAUGUGGGUCAUGUGUCUCAACAAUCGAAAACAUGAUCACACAGAGGAAAGGAAUAUACAAUAUAUCUGUUUCUUUAGAUAAAGCAAUUGGGAAAGUCCAUUACAAUCCAUCUGAAACAAAUGCAGAGGAAAUACGUGCUGCUAUUGAAGACAUGGGAUUUGAUUCUACACUAGUUUCUGGUACGUUUUACAGGGCUUAAUAAUUCAACAUUUUAAAAAAUAUUUUUCCUUUUUUUUUACAUAUAUACUUGUAUUCCUGAGUAUACAUAAAAUUGCCAUCCUUGUGAUUGAUUAAAAACAUGAUUGCCAUAUAGAAUGUGCAUGACUGUGCUGGGCAGGUUAUUCUCCAAAAACACCGCUGUACAUCAUAUCAUGAGCUAGGUUUCUAUGAAUAUGUAGUUCACUUGCUUGCUUUAUACAGUCAGAAGGUAACCAUUUAACUACAACCCCCUGGAUUCCCUUCUCACUGUAUAAAAUGCACAGCAUGGGGAUUUGACUAUAAUGUAGAAUCUUCAGAUGUGAGCAUAGUUUAGAUUUUUUAAAAUAUAUUGUUAAGAAGUUCUCCAACCACCAUAACCACUAAUCACGGUAAGAACCUGGGUCCUGCCAGGUGACCACCACCAUCUUCCUUGCUGCCUUGAACUUCCAUUUAGCUCUACUAAGUAAACUCAGCCUGCAAGGCUGACAAGACUGAGCUUAGUGGUAGGGCUUCUGGCAACAGGGGAGGUAGUGGUUGGCCCCCUGCCAGGACCCAGGUAGGACAUGUUCAAACUGUUCUUAAAAACCUUGACUAUUUACUCUUGGAGGGCACCAGGGCACUCCGGACACCAUAAGUGCGGCAUGGAUGUAGUGGAUAUGGUGCUUGUAAUAUUCCUUUGAUUUAGCAUUUGAGCAAUAAAUUUAACAUACCUACCAACAUUUCACAUGGGCAAAUAGGGAUAUUUUCAUUGUAGGGGUGUGAAUGAGGGUGUGAUCAGAUGUGGGUUGUUCUUUAAAAACUUAGGUGACUUGCUAAUAAAAAUGUAUGUAACUAAAAUGUGCUUUAGAACAAGAACUACACAUUUAUUGCUAUUUAAAGACAUAUUACUAAUACGCAGACACAACAAUAAUAUGGAGCUCCUAGAAUAGAGAGACCUUAAAAUAGAAAAGAUAGACAAAUGGGUGUAGGCCCAAAAUAAUGAAUGUCCCUCCUAAAUAGGGACAGUUGGGAGGUGUGAUUUAAAAUAACGGGUCAAUUCCAACCUGUAAUGUCUUUUUACAGUUGGAGGCAUGAUUGCUGCAAUGAUGUUUUUUUUGUAAUAGACAACCCUAUUUAUUUCUUUUUUCUAAUCCCAUGAUGUCAUUAAGGCAUUUCAUUCUUUUCUGUGAUCACACUAACCUUUAGCAGACUGAAUUUCACUGUUCUGUAAUGCAAUGUGUCUUCUCCGUGAGAAUGGCAAGAGGAAGUGAUGCCACAUAGUUUAGGACGAAGGAAGAGUAUGGAUUUGAUAAAGUUUAGUAUAUGUGAUGCAAAUUAUCCUGUUUCUUUAUAUAACUCUGAUGCACAAAGUAAUUUUGGAUAUUGCAGAUACCUUAUCAUCAAGCAGCUGUCACCAGACCUCCUACAGAACACUUCAAACCAAUCCGAUUCCCCCUAAAACUGAACGCAAAACAGAUUCUACCAGUGACUAUAUUUUGGAUGUUCUUCCCAAAAAAUCUCACGCAGAUGUUUCAGCCGUGGACAGUGACACUCCACCCCAGAAGUGCUUUAUACAGAUCACUGGAAUGACUUGUGCUUCCUGUGUGUCUAACAUUGAGAGGAAUCUGCAGCGCAAACAUGGUGAGUCGAUCAGCUGCCUCAAUUAGUCUCAAAACAGGGAAUAAAUAAAAAUGAAACUUUAUUAUGGGAAAAUGCCAUAGAGGGAUCAUUUAUACAUCAACAUAAACCAAACAUCAACAUAAGACCAAAAGUAUGUCACUGUAAUUUCUUCAUCCUUAAAGGGUUACUCCAAACACUAUCACCACUAAAGUGAUUGAAAGUGGUCAUCAUGCUUGGAGUCGGUAUGUGCAGCAUUUCACUGCCAGAGGUAGUGUAACUUGACCUAUGGUACCAUCAUUGGGGCCUCAUUGACCUAAUGUCCCAGGCUGACUAAUUUCAUAUUCAAUUUUUGGCAUCAGUACUAACGGCAUGCUGGCAAUAGAUGUCCAACAGAGCACCCCUCUUGAUUCCACCCAUGUCCUCCCCUUGGCCUGCACUUCUUGACAUCCCAACCUCUGCCUCUUAACUAGAAAGAUACUGAAGUCACACCUGGCACUGUCACUUUUUGAAGUUCCUUCGACAGCGGUAUGCAACCUUCGGCACUUCAGAUGUUGUAGGCUACAUCUCCCAUGAUGCUCUUACAGCCAUAUUGCUGGCACAGCAUCAGGCAGUGGCGUACACAAGAUCCAUAGGGGCCCCGGUGCAAAAAUUGAUCCAUGGCCCCCCCAGCGUACUUACUCUGCGCGGACCGGUGCCGCUACAGAUGGCGGCGGGCACCUGGUUGUAGGGCUGCCAGUGCAUGCAGAUACACUGAAAGGACCGCUAUAGGCCCUCAGAUCACCUCAGCUCAAUGAAGUGGUCUGGGUGCCAGGUCCCUCUAGUUUUAACCCUGCACUCCCCUGAGUGCUCUCUGUCCGGCUCCCUCGCGCUGCUUACUGAUGCCGGAGCCGGAAUAUGACGGCAAAUUGAAGCCACUGCCAGUCAUGGGGGGCCCUGAGGUGGCCAGCUCCUGGGCCCCCCAGGAGAACAGGCUGGCAAAAUGUGGCCACACUGCUACUGGCAUGCAUACGGGUCGCAGAGCGACCCCGGUAUAUACGCCACUGGCAUCAGGGGACAUGUAGCCUACAAGAUCUGGAGUGCUGAAGGUUUCAUACCCAUGUCAUACCAAUGUCUUAUGAAUUACCAAGUAAAGCAACUGCAGAAUCUCUGCCAUACAUAAUGUUAUCAGACAUACUUAUCUGUUGUCUCCUAUAAAUUUAUAAUGACCAGUGCAGGAGCUCGGGCCCUAAUUCUCAAGGUACCUGACAGUAUGGCUAGGUUCUCUGUCAAAGUGCUUUUAAAGUAGCUCUUUUAUCUCAAACUUACCUUUCUCCUACUGUUACGCUUCUCUUCCUCUUUUGGGAUCUGUUAUUUUUUCUUUAUUUCUGAUCUAUUUCUCUUUCAAACAAAAGACAAAGUAGGGACUACUUUGUAUUAUUUAUUUUUCCCAAGCUUGACAAUCUUGACAAAGAGUGGAGCUUAAGGCAAACUUUUUUGUUAGCUUGAGAAAGGAAGUGGAGCUCCCCUUAAAGGACCACUAUAGGCACCCAGACCACUUCAGCUUAAUGAAGUGGUCUGGGUGCCAGGUCCAUCUAGGGUUAACCCUGCCUGCUGUAAACAUAGCAGUUUCAGAGAAACUGCUAUGUUUAUAAUAGGGUUAAUCCAGCCUCUAGUGGCUGUCUCAUUGACAGCCGCUAGAGGCGCUUCGGCGCUUCUCACUGUGAUUUUCACAGUGAGAAGACUCCAGCGUCCAUAGAAAAGCAUUGCGAAUGCUUUCCUAUGUGACUGGCUGAAUGCGCACGCGGCUCUUGCCGCGCAUUCAGCCUAUGACGUCAGAAGAGGGAGGAGAGUCCCUUGAGGGAGCCCGGCGCUGGAAAAGGUAGGAAUUUAAUUUCUUCCUCCCCCUAGACCCUGGCGGCAGGGGGGCCCAGAGGGUAAGGGGGACCCAAGGACCCUAUAGAGCCAGGAAAACGAGUAUGUUUUCCUGGCACUAUAGUGGUCCUUUAAACUCCACCCGUUGUCAAGUGUAGGAACAAUACAUAAGACAAAGUAGCAAUUUGUUUUAUGUUUUAAAGAGAAAUUAAGAAAUUAUUAAGAGAUUCUGAAAAAAGGAAGAGAAGAGGAAACAAUAGGAGAACGGUAAGUUUGAGGUGUCAGAGCCACUUUAAUGUACUUUUCGUCUCUCUUUCUCUGUGUCCCUUCUAUAGGUAUCAUUUCGGUGCUAGUGGCAUUGAUGGCAGGUAAAGCGGAAGUCAGGUACAAGCCAGACAAAAUUCAACCACAUGAAAUAGCACAACUAAUAGACAACCUUGGAUUUGGUGCCACUGUGAUGGAAGAUAGCAUGGCUACGGACGGCAGUGUAGAGCUGAUUGUGAGUAUGAAGGUUUGAACAUUCCAUGUUGUCCAACAUGCCUUACUUUAUACAGUGAAGAUGAUACACAUAUAUAACUAAACACACCUAUACUUUCUCAAGAGAACUGACUGACUUUUUUUUAAGGAAAGUGUUGAGCUUGCAGUUGUCUGUAAUAAGAGAUAAAAAAAGCAUAGUUUAUAUUUUAAUUUCAAGCAUUAAAAAAAAUAUGUGCACUGCACUUUCUUAUUUGAUUUGGAAAUUUAAAGCAAUACAGUUUUCAUGCUAAUGGCGUUCAGGCCUAUCAAACUGGAUCUAAUCCCCAAUCAUGAAAAAAGCCACAGCUAGGGCAUCUUUGACAUUCUUACAUUUAUGCUAUUUAAAACAGUAGAGCAAUAGGAAAUCAAAUAUCUGUUUUUAUUGUUAUAUUUCCCGUUUAUAUUGAACUAUCAAACAUUGUAUUCUAUACUGCUAUUUGCUAAUCAUUACUUUUCUGAAUAGCGAUCAGUGCAAGGAGCUCUCCCAGCUCCAUCCAGGAGAGAUGGGAGGGCAUAGGAGUCUUGGUCACUUCAUCAUAUAAGCAUAUCAUCUGCUUCUCCAGAGAGUUAUUCCUUUGCAUACAUCACAGCCAUUGCAUUGCAGAUUCUAACUUAAACAGCUAUUUUCCUUUCUUCUGUAUAACUAUUACCAAUUCUGGCAGGAUUGCCAAGCUGAACCUCUCUAGCUGGUACCAAAUAUUUAAUUAACAUUUUCCUGGGCAGUCUCUGAACCUAAUGUUUUUCUAGAAGACUUAUUAAUGCACCAAUCAUUAAAAAGGUUUAAUGUUUUGUAUUGUAAGGUUUAAUUUAAUCGUUUUCCUGAAUUUUCUGAAUACUUAACUCGCUUCAAAGCUAAUAAAAUCUAACUUAUACAUAAAGAUUGCAGGAAUGACCUGCGCGUCAUGUGUUCACAAUAUUGAAUCCAGACUGAAGAGGAUAACAGGCAUUUUGCAUGCCUCUGUCACUCUUGCUACUUCAAAAGCCAAAGUCGAGUUUGAAUCAGACAUUAUCGGCCCACGAGACAUCAUCCAAGUUAUUGAGGUAUGAAAAAUUAGAUUUACAUUUGUCAUACGUCCUGGCCACCAGGUUGCUGAUAAGCAAACCAUGUUGUAAACCUGUUAUAAACUAUUAUUAUUGUUUUUACUAUUGUUCACAUUUAUGGAGCACCAACUCAUUCCGUAUUGUCUUACAAUUAUACAAUGAGGAUAUAUAACAGCAAAUGAAGACAGACUAAAUACAUGUUGUCAGAUAAAAGAAAUGAAAGGGGCUUUGCUCAAAUCAGCUUACAGUAGAAGAGAAGAUGGGAGAAAAAAAAAAGAGAAGAGACAGAAGAACAUGUCCGAGGGCAGGAGAGGUUGGUAGGUAGAAGAUGACUGUAGUGGAGUGAGGGAUGUGUGGAGGGACAACAGGACUGUUGAAACAAGAGAAAUUACUCAGGAAGGUAAACUGUCUGAUAGAGAUGAGUUUUAAGGGUCAUAAAACUUAAAGGGUCUUAAACGGCCAGAGGGCAGGACAAUGUGUGAUCGGACGAGGUAGGCCCUCGAGAAAUCUUGUAAGAUCUAGUAAGAAUUAGCAAUGUGGAAAUAAACAGAGGACUGAAUACGUUCGCUAACAGAACAUAAAUGGAGUUUAUUUGGGAAUUAAAGUGGAAACAUAAUGGAGGGUGUAAUUGUUGAGGGCUUUGAAUUUUAGUGUAACCAGUUUAAAAUGGAUCCAAAAGGGUACGGGAAACCAGGGCAUGGACAGGCAAAGGGGUGGGUGUAAGAGUAGCAGUGAGUGAGGAUAAGUCUUGAGGGACCAUUUUAUAAUAUAGAUUGUAGUGGGGCUAUGUGAGCAUUGGGAAAAGCCAAUGAGGCGCUAGUUGCAGUAGUCAAGAUGUUAAAUGAUAGGUGGGACACCAGUUGGUGUUUCUCUACUAUUAGCAAUAUUGGGGGUGCCAGCAAAUGAGUCUGGCCACAUUCCUAAAUUAGCCUAUAAGAUCUUAGCUGCAGCUUGAUAGUGUAUAUUACACCAUUGUAUUAAUUAUCAUUGCUUCAUACAAAAGUUUCCUUUUUUUUAAAAUUUUAAAUGAAUUGGAUUGAAGCCUCAUUAAACAAAAAGUACUUUGGAAAAAAAUAAUUAUUGCUUGGCAGCCAUAUGUUCACUCUUUAGAUAGGUCUAUCUAGUUGAAAAUCAAAUCUACUUUUGAAUUCUCAGACUGGUAUCUAGAGUAUCUAGGCAGAUCCCCCAUAGUAUCAACAAAACCAAUCUCUUAAUGCAGGGGCAUGAUCUAUACACUAAAACCGCUUCAUUAAGCUAAACUUGUUCUGAUGCUUAUAUUAUCCCUUUAACUGACCAGCUGCAACAUUGAGGACUCGUUCGUACCAUGAUAUCCCUUUUUCUCAUCUUUGAAUUGUGAUAAAACAAUUACAGACAAUAGUGUUGUCAAUGCUGCGUGUUAUAGUCAAAGCAUUGGUACUUUAAUUGCUUUAAAGUAAUGUUGUUUCCAUGUCUGUAGUCUCAAUGUUAUUAUUACUUAGUGGUACUAAUUUUAUUGAUCUGAGAAAUAUGGAAUGUGAAUUGACCUUGCUGGGAAUCAAACUUGACAUUCUGAUAUACUACAAUUGGAGCACUAACAAUUAUACAGCAAUAUCUUAUAUUCUCACAUUGACAGGACAUUGGAUUCCAUGCUUCUUUGGCCAAAAGAGACUCAGCUGCACAUAAUCUGGACCACAAAGCCGAAAUUAAACAGUAA
This is a messenger RNA of Pelobates cultripes (western spadefoot toad), 7512 nucleotides long. The record is from the annotation of a GenBank genome assembly. Lineage: Eukaryota; Metazoa; Chordata; Amphibia; Anura; Pelobatidae.